AGAAUAGGAGAUUUGCAAAAUGUAUAUCUAAAAAACCUGCAGAUAUUGCAUGAUGCAGUCAUGUCAGCAUGGAGCAGAAUCUCAAAGGAAUGUUUCUAACAUCUUGUGGAAUCCUUGCCAUGAUGAAUUGACGCUGUUUUGAGGCCUUACCCAGUAUUACUGUAGCAUUCCUCAUAAAGUGCCUGGCGAGUGUAUAUGUCUAUGUAUGGGUGAGCAGUUGCUAGAGGCGAUGUCACUCCUGAUUGACAGCUGUAAUGAGGACGCAGAUUUGCUUAGCAAGCUCAGAGGGACGUAACUGCCUGUGGAAAUCCUGUUUGUCCUUAUUUUUUUUCCUUUCUGUGUUGAUUCUCCCUCUUUCUCCGCCUCUCCGAGUGCGUGUUUGUGUGUGAAUGUGUGUGUGUGGGAGUUUGAUGGCCUGUUGUCCUGCUUAGUGUCGACUGCUGGUGAGUGUGUGUUCUCUGCCUGGUUGUGCAAGCAGAAUGAAUCAUCAGGCCACAGGUGAUAAAAAGGGGCAUAACAAAGAUACAGGAGUUUGGAGGAACAGUGUUACCUGCAGUGGAAGAGAAUAUGUGUGUGUGUGUGUGUGUGUGUGUGUGUGUGUGUGUGUGUGUGUGUGUGUGUGUGUGCGUGUGAACAUGAGUCAUGCUCUAGUUUCAUUAGUGAGAGAAAUACAGAGUUGCCGCUUCUGAAUUUGAAUUCAGAGAGAGAGUGAGAGAGAGAGGGAGAGGGAGCGAGAGAGAUUCACUCGAAGAAGGGAAGCGACUCAGCAGUGAGUGUUUGCGCGUUCGCUCGCGCUGCGCCGUGUUUCUCUGCUCCGUUCUGUCAGAAAUAGAGAUUAACGCGAGCUGAAGGAGAGUGAUGGGCUCAGACCUGAGCAGAGCGUAAUUGGCGCUCCAGAUGCAGGUGCUUUGCAGGGGCCGAUGGUAAACGAGUGACCGACCGAGCCACGCAGGAGCGUACGGAGAGGUCUCAGCAGGAUCCGCAUUCGGACGCAUAGAGGUGAACGGAUCACCGAAGUCGAACCAAAGGCAGUCGGUAUGAGAUCAGGUCCCAUUUGAGGUAUGUGCGCAUAGUGCUGGGGGCUUUAUGGUUUAUGAGUACGUGUUAUUAUUCUGUGAUUUUGAGUCCAGAUUGAGAGCCUGUGUGCGUACGUACUUACAUCUGUGUGAAACUGAGAGCUGAAAGUACGUCAAACGGAAGGUAACCGAAUCUGGCCAGCUCAGGCUAACACCACACUGCUGCUUUACAGUUUCAGUACUUUGUGCUGCGCAGUUUACCUGCUCAGGCUGCGAGUAUAUGUGUGCAGGCUUGUUAGUGUGUGAUGUAUGAGAGAGAGAGAUAGAGGGAGCGAUAAAAAUAGGAAUAGUCAUGAAAGAGGAGAAGAGGAAAACAGUGAGCGAGGGAAUUGAGGGCCAGCAGGAGAGAGAGAAACACAGAGACAGGAUAAAAUGAGGGCACUCUCUCUGACGUAAAAUUUUGUGUGUGAACCACACCUCCCUUUCGCCAGUGUGCUUGUGGGUGUGUGUUUGUGUGUGUGUGUGUGUUUUAGGUAUGCGUGCUCUCUUGUUGUGCAGACAAAUGGAGCCCCUGGGAAGACUAGGGAAAAACAUGUUUUGUGGAGGGCGGCGAGCUAUUGAGUAACACUGGACGGAUUUAAUGGAGUGUUCUCACACCAGCCGGCAGGACGUGACAAGCCAUGACGACAUCACUACGCACAGGAAUAGUCAAUGGACUGGAACUCAGCUUCACAUGGCCUUGUGUAUGUGUGUUUGUAGUGUUGAUGUCAGACACCGUAGAGCUGCGGUGGGAGGCAACUGGAACACCCCUCAUUUCCCUCUCUUUACUAUACUUGUGCAUAUGGAAGGUCCUUUCAGCUCAGAGUCGGAAACAUCUCACAUCAUCAAAUCGCACAUAAAUGUAUGUAAAUGUGUAACAUGAACAAUAUGUCGUCAUGGUCACGACAAAACCCCAUAUCUCCAACAUCAGCUGUUCAAGUCGUAAUUUCUCAGCUGUUGGAAAUUCAUGAGUUUAUGAGGACCGUCCGAAUGCACCAUAAGCCUCUACUUACCUUUACACGCAGGUGAAGGUAAGACAAGCUAAAGAUAACUCUGCCUACCUUCACAGAUCUGUUAUGCAAUGGGAAGUAGUGUUGCACCUAUACCGAUACUGUAUCAGUGCCAAUACUGGCAUUUAAAUGCAGUAUCGGUAUCAGUUAUGGAGAUACUGAUACCUGUGAAUGAUGCCAUAAAGCAAUUUAAAAUGCUCUUGGCAGAAUCUAUAACGCCAGUUUUAGGUGUUAAGAACGUGCUAACAGAGCUGCUUACCUGAGCAGCUAAGCUGCUUUACGGUCACUUACAGCCUGAGUUAAAGUUAUUGAGAGAGCACAUUUAUUGAAAGAACCGCUGGACUCUUGCUGUAUUGCUUUUUGCUGUAUGCCUUUAGCCUCAAUUUAGCCUUAGCAUAGUAGCCCGCUAGCCAGCCUGUGCAUCCACUAGCCACGCCUGCGGUGCGCGUCCGUCGCUCAGCUGUAUCACUCAGCAGCGGGGUCCCGCGGCCCAUCGCCUCAACCAAGCCAGAAAAAACACUGAAAGUCGCUGAUACUGACAGCGUGAAUGGUGAUAUUUACUGAACUGACGCAGCGUGAGUGAACAAGACGCAUGUAUGAGACCAAUGAAUUGAGAAGUUUGGAUGCGAAAGAACAUUCAGCUCCGUCUUGUAGCCAGAGAAGCUGCUGUGUGCUGAUGUUCAAACACCACAAGUUUAUCUGUACACUGUUCAGUUCUGUUUUUAGCUGUUUUGCUCAUUAAAGAUAUUUUACACUUGCUGAAGUUGUUUUGUUAUGACUAAUUAUAUAAGAGUAAAUACUAAACAUAUACAGUAAAUAAACAAAAAUAAGUUUUCUCAAGCAUCUUAUAAAUAUAGUCCAGCAAGUAAAGGCCACCUAGCCAAGCUGAGUGUGUUAUAUUUGACGCAGAACAUAGAUUUUACCAAAAUGUAAUUGUAUAAAUAUCAGGACUUAUAUGUGAGUUAGUAUCGGGAUCUGUGCUUGGUAUCGGCUGAUACUAAAGGAUCACGUAUCAGUAUUGGUAUCGAAAGGGAAAAAGUGGUAUCGGUGCAUCUCUAAUGGGAGGAGGACACAGGUACUUGACCAGUGUGCAGAUAGUUCUUUGUUCAGAUUUGUAACCAUACACUGCUGUACCGUACUGCCCAGUGGAAUAAUACUGUGAGUCAACCAAGAACCCAAUCGAACAUUAGUUGACUCAUCGUCUUAGAGGGAGCGGCCCUGCUAUAUAGUGAAUAGGGCAUAGUUUGAGAGUGCCAUCCUCAGUGUAUAUGCGUGAAUAGUGCAGGCCCAGCAGAGGGGAACACGCCACCCCAGGCAGUGCCGUGCCUUCCAGAGGCCACAAAUCCGCCCAGCAGUCACUCAGAGAGAGUGAAAAUGGAAAGUGUUUACCCGUCCCAGUUGGGAGCCUGGAAGGCUGUGACUAGGCGCAAAAAACACCAGGAGAGAAGGAGGGUGAGCAAGUGAGCGAGUGGGGAGAGAGAGGUUACAUAAACGCCAGCUCUCGUCACUCUCGCCAGAAAACAAGGCCGAACAGGAGGCGUCAAGAAAGAGGGUGAUGUCAUCGGUGCUAGUGAUCCACGAGCAGCCAUUCAUCAGUGUUUGUGUGUGUCUCUGCAUGUCACUUCCUGGGAGAGAAUGGAGCGGGAAGUGGAUUGACUGGUUGGAUGGAACAGCGUCUCUAUGAACUGCAGACGUUGCUGCUGCCCAGUUUUCCUGUAGGAGCUGUGUCCAUUUCUGAGGAGGUGUGGAAGAUUCUGAGAGAGAAAUCACAGCUGAAGCUGGCCCUGUUAGAGACGUUGCAAGGGCCGUCACGACUUAAGACGUUUGCUGAUCACAUGGAGCGUGCAAAACGGCUGGAGCUUCAGCACAAGUCACGGUGGCAGAAAAUUCACACUCGUGUGGUGCUUAUGUACAAAGCCUCUGAGUCUAACACUGACCGCACCGCCCUGCUAAUGGCCAACAACCCAACACAAAACCCCACUGAGAUGGACGGAGGUGAUAGCCCAGCCAAAUACCUGCCCUGUGAGCUAUUCACCAAGAGGAUGCCCGUCUUCAGUCAUCAGCACAGCUUACCUGCUCUUACUCAUCCAUUUCAAAUAACAACUGGCUCACUGAAGGACACCAGUGGCCUGGGCAGCAGAUCUUCAGGUUUGCCAAACAGCCACUCUGUCCAUUUUCCUGCACCAAAAUCCACUGUGUCCAGCAAUCAAGUUGGAACAGAGGGUUCCCACACAUCCAUCCGAGCGGCAAGAGGCCAAAGCACUUCACUCUGGGAGCCCCUCGACUUCUCCUCCCUGCUGAAGGUCUCGCCAGCGGUGACUGCGCCAGGUCGGGGGGCAUUCCGCUGUGGACAGACAGCUUACUGGAGAGUCACCAGUAGCACUGAUGCAGAGACUAUUUGUUAGACACAGAUUUAAGUGUCCUGUGAUAAAUCUUAUGAGAAAGCUGAUAUGAUAAAAGUAACGUCUUCUGAGUUAUUUAUUAUGUUUCUUUGACCUGUGAAGUUUUUUUAUAGAUCAGUCAUAAAUACAGAAAGCUGAAUGUGCAACGUUAAAA
This is a messenger RNA of Colossoma macropomum (tambaqui), 4621 nucleotides long. RefSeq lists its product as uncharacterized. The record is from RefSeq and is a predicted model, not a curated record. The transcript is spliced from 9 exons. The coding region runs from base 3730 to 4470 and encodes 246 amino acids. NCBI's taxonomy places the organism in Eukaryota, Metazoa, Chordata, Actinopteri, Characiformes, Serrasalmidae.